AUGGCAUCUAAUUCGGAUAAUGAAAUUAUUGAAUUGAUAGAUCAAGGGAAUUAUAAUUAUGCACAGACUUUGUUGGCUAAAAAAAUCGCCAAAUUCCCACAGAAAUCCCUUUAUUAUGCAUUACAAAAUAAGAUCUUUUUAAAGAUGGGACAGAAAGAUUUGGCCAUUAAGAAAAAUAUCGAUCUUAUGAAUAAAGUUCCAAGUGAUCCAUUAACAAUUGAGAUCAUGAGUGAGUUUUUUGAGGAAAUUGGUAGAGAAAAGGAAUCAAGUUUGGUGUAUGAGAAUGCCAUUAAGAAAUAUCCUGUAUCUGCUGAAAACUUGUGUAUGAAUUGGUUUGAAAAUUCAAUUGCAAAAAAAGACUUUAAAUUGUUCAAUAGAAUAUUCAUGUAUUUGAACAAGAACAAGAAAUCAAGGUUGUACACUUUGUGGUAUGCUUUUAGUUUCCACUUGUUAUUGAAAGAAGGUGACAACGAGAAGGAGAAAUUGUACACAUCUUUGGGUAAGAAAUUACUCGAAGGCUUACAACCAUUUGAAAAUGUUCAAGAGGUAUAUACAUAUACUUUAUUCCUAAACAGUAAAGAGGUUGAGCAUGUAUUGCAAGGUAUAGAAAUGCCAUUAGAUUUGGAAUUGAAACUCCUUUAUAUGAGGUCAAUGGAAGAAAAUGAAAGUUUUACACAAUUGCACAAGUAUGCUGAAGAGUUACUUUUCAAGGACAAUUUUGACGAUUUUGAUACAUGGAAGUUGUGGAUCAAGUCUGGUCAGAGAAUUGGUAAAACUUUUGAGGAAUUGAAUAACAAAGUAACUGACUCCACUAGAAACUCGUUGUUAUUGAAAAUUGAACUAGACAGACUUUACGGAAAGAAUAUUGACAACAGUAUCCAAAAAUACUACAAUAAAUUCAAUAACAAAUUAUGCUGUCAUCCCGACCUUUCUCAGUAUGACUUGCCAGUAUCAUUUGUCGAUCAACUUAAGGAAUGUACUCCAGAUAACGCCCAGUUGAUAACAAUUGUUAAUAAUAGAAAAUUCUUGAACACCAAGGACAAUUGGGAUGUUUAUGAAAAGUAUUCUGUUUCGCAGGGUGCAGAAUUUGACAAUAACCCUGUCAACGAGUUGGCCUUAAGAUCAAUACUAGCCGACUUGGAUGGAUCAAAUGAAAGUAUUAUACAAAGCAUUAUCAUAAUAAAUGAACUACUCAAACAAGACAAAUAUAAUUAUAGGUUAAAGUUGUGGUUGAUGAAACUUUAUUCAAGAUUGAACACCGGUGAUUUGAUUUUCCCAAUUUAUAACGGGUUGAAAAUUAAAAUGGUUCAACAUGAGACUUUGAAUCAUUAUUUAACACAUGUGGGUCCAUCGAAAGAUGGUCUCAAAGGUUUUGUCGACGUUUUCCGUUUCUACCUUACUUCAAAAGAAGAGAUGAAAUACACUAUAAGACAAGGAUUUGAGAAUGGUGUCUUUAACAAGCUUGAAAGUUUUAUUAAUUUUGGAAAGAGAAUUGAAAAUUCAAUUUCCUUAAACUUUACCAUUUCUAAAGUUCUCCAAACAUCAUUGAUCACCGGAGAUGAAGGAUAUUUGAAUUAUUUCAUCAACUAUCUUCUUGACAAUGAGAAUUUAAUCGUGUCUGAAUACACCGAUAAUCGCGACUUUAAAUCAGAAUGGAAUGGAUUGGAGAAUACUGGUAUUUUGAGUAUUUCGUUGAAAGACAAUACUAUAAAGUUGAAGUUGUUGAUAUAUUUGAUCAUUUUCCACCCAGGUGACUCGUCUAAGUUGUUUAAAUUGUACAACAAGAUCACUUCUAAUGAAAAGUUAACUGCAUUUGACAAUUUAUUGUUCCGAUUGUAUUUCAAUUUAUUGAAAAUUACAAAAAUUGCUACAUUAAAUCCACAAGAAUCACAAUCUUUGUUCAACUAUAUACAAAAAAAUUUAAAAAUCGAUAAAUUGAAAAUUCUUAUACCAGAAAAUUUGUUAUCCAGUGAAUUGAAUGAAAAUUUGGCUAAUCUUGUUGAAUUUACCAAAGUUGUUAAAUUGCUUGCCAAAAGACGCUCAACAGCAACCUUGAAUCAAUUACUUGUUCAAAUAAAACCAUUGUCUAAAGAAUUUAAAGAUUUGAAACUUGCCGAGAAACAAAUUGAGUUGAUUGAUGAAAUGAAUUUUGAGUUACCUUUCCAAAUUGACAUGGAUCCAAUCAAACAAGAAAUUAAACAUUCCAUAAUAGACUCUACAAAUAUUCUUUUGAAUAGUUUAUAA
This is a messenger RNA of Candida tropicalis MYA-3404, 2244 nucleotides long. RefSeq lists its product as uncharacterized. Gene Ontology annotation, biological process: N-terminal peptidyl-methionine acetylation. Gene Ontology annotation, molecular function: protein-N-terminal amino-acid acetyltransferase activity. The record is from RefSeq and is a predicted model, not a curated record. The transcript has a single exon. Bases 1 to 2244 code for a protein of 747 amino acids. NCBI's taxonomy places the organism in Eukaryota, Fungi, Ascomycota, Pichiomycetes, Serinales, Debaryomycetaceae. Gene Ontology annotation, cellular component: cytoplasm; NatB complex.